CUCCCAAAAGCUGGCCAAUGAACUGUCGAAACGGGGAACGGGGAUCUUUGGAAACCGCGUGAAAAUGGACGAUCGUGCGCUUCGGAAAUCUACAGCAAUCCGAACCUUUCCGAACGGCCCCGACGUAGAGACGGAGAACAAAUAAACAAACACUGUUAUGUCGCCCCACUCGCACUAAAAUUGACAAAUCCCUCCGCUUCCUCCUCCAACUCACUUUACGUUCUAUUUGUAUAUUCUUCAGUUUAACAUUCAUGCGUGUAGAGAAUGGAGAAGAGUCGAAGUGGAAAACAGUGGAUUUUUUUUUCGAUCACGCAGACUGUUCGCUGUGCCGAGUUUACCUCUGAGUAACAGCAGUCACGUUGUCGAUCUAAUGGUUUGUCGUUUGAAAAUCAAAUCUCAUUUUCAAGUGUUCUGAUAAGAAUUAUCGUCUCACCUCGGAAGUGGACAGCUGAGCGCUUCGCUCACCAACAGUUUAGCAACAGAUUUAGCGCGAUAACAAUUUAAUGUGUUCGAAAGUUCCUUAACGAUCGUUGACCACGAAUCGUAGUAAUAAAAAACACGAACGUGCGUCAGUGUUUUUCUGUGUUCUUAUCUCCUGUCUUCGUUCUGCUGUGCUUUCGCCGAGGAAAUCACGAGUUUUCCUCAUUCUAUUCGUAGUUCAGUUUAUUAGCAUUUCACGUCAGUUACCAGACGCUUAUCUCCGAUAUUUUUUCUCGAGUAGUCGAGGACCGUGUGUCAUCGCGCUUGUGUUGUGUUUAUCAGCUGCUUUUUUUUUACGAAUGUAAGGAUAACUUGAGCCACGUGUCAUUAAACCGGUAGCGAGUCGGAGGCUUCGGAUUUAUUGUAUUCGGGCGUAGAGCCCGCCCAUGGAAUUCCAUCGUAAUCGCAGCGAGAGGAGAAGUAAAAACGGUAAAAAAAAAAGAUCGUUUCGGGUUUCAGUUUUCAUGAUCGUCGACCACGAGAAUUGUCGCGAAGGUUGUAAAAGCAGCGAAAAAUCGUUGAGUGACGGUACUGAGGACGGUUUCGAUAACUCUGCGGGCUCCCGAUCAACUCCGAGAUGGAUGAAAAAAGCGGUAGCAACGGGAAGAAGAAUCCGAGGGAAGGUGCCAACUUUCUGAGCGCUUUGACCUUUUCAUGGACACUGAAGACCUUCUGGGUUGGCUUCCGAAGAGAAAUCGAGAUCGAGGAUCUCCCCAGACCCUUGAGGGAGCACAAGAGCAGUUACCUCGGGGAUAAAAUGAGCGUCGCUUGGGAAGCUGAGCUACAACGGGUCCGGGAAAGCCAAAAGAAGAGCCUCGAGAAUGGAAGAUCGGGCCGGCGCGAAAAACCUUCCCGGACAUCAAAGCCCAGCCUGACGAGGGUCCUGAUCAAAGUUUUUGGCUUAAAAACGCUGCUUUACGGCUUGGCUUUGGGCGUCAUGGAAAUCUUUAUCAGAGUCCUCCAACCGCUUUUCCUCGGAAAUUUGCUGCAAUUUUAUUCCGGAGAGAAUCCCUCGUCGUCCGACGCUUAUCUCUACGCAGGUGGCAUCGUACUGUGCUCGGCGACGGUGAUUUUCUUCAGACAUCCGUUCAUGAUGGCAGCGAUACACAUGGGAAUGAAAGUUCGCGUGGCUUGCUGCUCCUUGAUUUACCGGAAGACGCUGAAGCUCUCGAAAACCGCGCUGGGCCAAACGACCGUCGGACAAGCGGUCAAUCUUCUGUCGAACGACGUAAAUCGCUUCGAUGAAGUGUUCAUAUGCCUUCAUUAUCUGUGGAUCGGACCCCUCCAGACACUGCUUAUAACGUACUUUCUGUACGAACAAGUUGGCCUCGUCGCAUUGACCGGCGUCGCUUUACUCUUGGUGUACAUUCCGCUUCAAGGUCUCCUCGGGAAAAAAUCUUCCGUCCUGAGGCUCCGAAUCGCCAUGAGAACGGACGAGCGAAUUCGCCUCACCAAUGAAAUCAUCACCGGCAUACAAGCCAUCAAAAUGUACACGUGGGAAAACCCCUUCAGAAAACUCGUUGAAAAGGCUCGAAGGCGCGAGAUCAAUGUCAUAAGAUCGACAUCUUUCGUCCGCGGUGUCAUGAUGUCCUUCAAAAUGUUCACAUCCAGAUUGACCCUCUUCGUUACUGUACUCGUUUACGUUCUGAGCGGCCAGAAACUAACGGCUGAAAAAGUCUUCUUAAUGACGGCCUAUUACAGUGUUCUGAAGCUGUCGAUGACCGAUUAUUUUCCCCGAGGAAUAACGCAAGUCGCCGAAGUGGUCGUAACGAUCAAGCGCCUGCAAAAUUUCAUGCUGUACGAUGAAAUCGACGACAUUACUAAGAAUAGGAGCGAGGGCUUGGUCGUGAAAAAAGAAAAGCAAAAAGGUACAGAACGGACCGAGAAGCCGGUGACGGGAAGCCGUCGCGAGGGCACCGGGGGCGACGGCUCCGUCGUUCUCAAUAAUUGUCAUGCAAAGUGGCUGGACUCGGCUAGCGAGGACACGCUGCGAGGCAUCAAUUUCAAAGUGAAUCCGGGCCAGCUCGUCGCUGUCGUGGGCCAGGUCGGUUCUGGAAAGUCGAGCCUGCUGAACGUCAUUUUGAAAGAAUUACCUGUGCAUCAGGGCUCUGUUGAGGUGAACGGCCACGUCGCGUACGCGAGCCAAGAAGCUUGGCUGUUCUCCGGCUCGGUGCGUCAAAAUAUACUGUUUGGAAGAAAAAUGGAACCGCGUCGUUACGAGAAAGUGGUCAAAGUCUGUCAGCUCAAACGAGAUUUUGCUCUUCUGCCUUACGGAGAUAAAACGAUAGUGGGAGAGCGAGGAAUCAGUUUGUCCGGUGGUCAACGAGCAAGAAUAAAUUUAGCGAGAGCAGUGUAUGCUGAUGCUCCGAUAUGUUUAUUGGACGAUCCUCUGAGCGCCGUCGAUGCACACGUGGGAAAGCAGAUGUUCGAGGAAUGCAUAGAAAUGCAUUUGAGAGGGAAAACCAGACUUCUCGUAACGCACCAGUUGCAAUUCCUACGAAACGUCGAUUGGAUCGUCGUUCUUAAAGAGGGUGCUAUUCAGGCCGAAGGAACCUUCGAACAACUGGCAGAAAUGGGGGUCGAUAUUGGUGAGCUGCUCGAGCCCGAGUCCGAGCAGGAUGAUAAUUCUGCGAUGUCACUCAGUCGAAGUGAUUCUCACCGCACUAGCUGCACUUCGCUCAACUCCGUUAGUGCAAACAAGACUUUUGACGACGGCAAAGAAGACGCACCCGGUGAAAUUGCUGAAACGCGUACGAAGGGCAGCCUCAAAGGGCGCACUUACUCGUCGUACUUCCAAGCGAGUGGCAGCUGCCCGGUGGUGUUCGUUGUUCUUUCGUUAUGCGUCCUUGCUCAAUUGGCCGCCAGUUGCUGUGAUUACUUCAUCGCGCUCUGGGUCAACAUGGAGGAACGUGUGAGCGAAAACAAAACUCUCGGGAUCGAACAGCCAGGAAAAAGCUACGAAAGGCCUUUGGACACGAACACGUGUAUCUACAUCUACAGCGCUGUAACUGUCAUCGCUAUUAUCUUGGUUCUCAUGCGUUCCGUAUCAUUUUUCGACAUGUGUAUGCGAGCAUCGAUAAAACUUCACGAUCGCAUGUUUCGGAGCAUCAGUCGAGCGAGCAUGUACUUUUUUAAUACAAACCCAUCGGGACGGGUGCUCAAUCGGUUCGCCAGAGACAUGGGCUCGAUCGACGAAUCGCUGCCGAUGACGAUGUUCGAUUGCAUACAAAUCGGACUGUCGCUUACGGGGACCGUUGUCGUGAUUGGCAUUGCGAAUCCCUGGCUCAUGAUACCGACGGUGGCGAUUGGCGUGUUUUUUUACUUUUUGAGAAUUUUUUAUCUGAAAACGAGCAGAAGCGUGAAACGACUUGAAGGAAUCGCACGUUCGCCGGUUUACAAUCAUUUGAACGCGACGCUUCAGGGUCUCGUGACGAUACGCUCUUUCGACGCUGCUGAAGUGUUGACAACGGAAUUCGACCACCACCAGGAUCUUCACUCCUCAGCUUGGUACAUAUUCCUCGGUGUAUCUCGCGCCUUCGGUUACUGGCUCGAUCUUUUUUGUCUCUUGUACAUUGCUCUGGUGACGAUGAGUUUCCUGGUGCCCGGUAACGAGGAGGAUCCGACCUCGACUCCGGGGGGAAACGUCGGUCUUGCGAUAACCCAGAGCAUAGGAUUGACCGGAAUGUUUCAGUGGGGAAUGCGUCAAACUGCUGAAAUGGAGAACCAGAUGACCUCGGUCGAGCGGGUGCUCGAGUACAGUAGCGUGGAGAGUGAACCCCCUCUGGAGAGUGCACCGGGCAAGAAGCCAAAGGACACGUGGCCCGAGGAAGGAAAAGUCGAGUUCAAGAACGUCCAUUUGCGUUACUCACCGCUGGAUCCUCCGGUUUUGAAAAAUCUCAAUUUCGUGGUUAAGCCUCGCGAGAAAAUCGGCAUUGUCGGUAGAACCGGAGCUGGAAAAUCGUCGCUGAUACAGGCGCUGUUUCGUCUCGCCGAUGUCGAAGGUGCGAUCGAGAUCGAUGGCGUUGACACGAGCGAAAUGGGACUGCACGAUUUACGCUCCAAAAUCAGCAUCAUUCCCCAAGAGCCGUUUCUCUUUUCCGGCUCCAUGCGCUUCAAUCUCGAUCCCUUCGAAGCCUACAGCGAUAUUCGAUUGUUGGAAGCCCUCGAGGAGGUAGAACUCAAAGAAAUGGGACUCGAAUCCCACGUGAACGAGGGCGGCAGCAACUUGAGCGUUGGUCAACGACAAUUGGUCUGUUUGGCUCGUGCCAUCGUACGCAACAAUCCCAUUCUCGUACUCGACGAAGCGACCGCAAACGUUGAUCCACGUACGGAUGAGCUCAUCCAAAAGACGAUUAGGCGUAAAUUUGAAAAUCGUACGGUACUUACGAUAGCUCAUCGACUGAAUACCGUAAUGGACAGCGAUCGUAUACUCGUGAUGGAUGCCGGAUCUGUCGUGGAAUUCGAUCAUCCUCACGUCCUUCUGCAGAACACCAAGUCCGGCUACCUCCACAGCAUGGUCCAGGAGACUGGAGCAUCAAUGGCCCAAGCGUUGACCGAAGUAGCAGAAAAAAGUUAUUCGUUCCGACAAACUUCCACAAAUAGUGAAGAAAAUUAUAAGCAAGCGAACGCCAACGAGCAUCGAUAA
Molecule: messenger RNA, 5125 nt
Organism: Venturia canescens
Lineage: Eukaryota; Metazoa; Arthropoda; Insecta; Hymenoptera; Ichneumonidae
Product: probable multidrug resistance-associated protein lethal(2)03659
Exons: 13
Coding region: 1058-5125 (1355 amino acids)
Biological process (GO): transmembrane transport
Cellular component (GO): membrane
Molecular function (GO): ATP hydrolysis activity; ATP binding; ABC-type transporter activity
Source: RefSeq, a predicted model, not a curated record